AUGCCUGGUGGUGCAGUCGCAACCGUGGGGACUGUCGAUGCCCGUCGCAUCGAAGCCCCCGUCACCUUCAAGACGUACUUGAUGUGCGCUUUCGCUGCCUUCGGUGGUAUCUUCUUCGGAUACGACUCUGGUCACAUUAGCGGUGUUCUCAGCAUGGAUUACUUCAUCGAGACCUUCGAGGGUCUGGACAAAGCAAACACUCCCACUGACAAAUUCGUCAUCCCCUCCUCGCGCAAGUCACUCAUCGUCUCUAUUCUCUCCGCUGGUACUUUCUUCGGUUCUCUCAUUGCCGGUGAUCUGGCAGAUUGGUACGGUCGUCGAUUCACAAUUAUCUCUGGCUGCGUGGUUUUCAUUAUCGGUGUCAUCCUUCAGACUGCUUCCAGCAGCCUGGGUCUUCUCGUUGCUGGUCGUCUGGUUGCAGGAUUCGGUGUUGGAUUUGUCUCUGCCGUUAUCAUCAUGUACAUGUCUGAGAUUGCCCCCCGCAAGGUUCGUGGUGCCAUCGUUUCCGGCUACCAGUUCUGCAUCACCAUCGGUCUGAUGAUGGCCUCGUGCGUUGAUUACGGUACUGAGCACCGCACCGACUCCGGCUCUUACCGCAUCCCUAUCGGUCUUCAGAUGCUCUGGGCUGUCAUCCUCGCCGUCGGUCUGUUUGUGCUCCCCGAGUCCCCUCGUUUCUUCAUCCGCAAGGGAAGAAAGGAGGAAGCCAUUGAUGCUCUUGCCAGAAUCCGUGGCCAGCCCAGAGACUCCGAGUUCAUCCAGUCCGAAAUUAACGAGAUCGAAGCCAACUACCUGUAUGAGAUUCAAGUGAUUCCUGAUGAGGGCUACUUCAACAGCUGGAUCAACUGCUUCCGUGGAAACAUCUUCCACCCUAACAGCAAUGUUCGUCGCACCGUCCUUGGUACCUCGCUCCAGAUGAUGCAACAGUGGACUGGUGUCAACUUCGUCUUCUACUAUGGUACUCCCUUCUUCACCCAACUCGGCACGAUUUCGAACCCCUUCCUGAUCAGCAUGAUCACCACCAUUGUCAACGUCCUUUCCACCCCCCUCUCCUUCUAUGCCAUUGAGAAGGUCGGCCGUCGUCCCCUGCUCCUGUGGGGUGCCCUUGGCAUGGUUAUUUGCCAGUUCCUGGUUGCCAUCAUCGGUGUCACUGACGGACAGAGCCCCAAGGCUGUCUCCGCUAUGAUCUCGUUCAUCUGCAUCUACAUCUUCUUCUUCGCUAGCACUUGGGGCCCCGGCGCCUGGGUUGUUAUCGGUGAAAUCUUCCCUCUGCCCAUUCGUUCCCGUGGUGUUGCCCUCUCCACUGCCUCCAACUGGCUCUGGAACUGCAUCAUCGCUGUCAUCACCCCUUACAUGACCGAUGCUGACCAGGGUAACCUGGGUCCCAAGGUUUUCUUCAUCUGGGGAUCCCUCUGUGCUUGCGCCUUCACCAAGGGUCUUACCCUGGAGCAGGUCGACAAGAUGAUGGAGGAGUCCACCCCUCGCACUUCUGCCAAGUGGCAGCCCCACUCUACCUUCACCGAUGAGAUGGGUCUCACCGAUGAGAAGUCUACUGCCGUUCCUCAGGUCACCCAGCACGAGGUCUAG
Messenger RNA from Penicillium cosmopolitanum, 1584 nucleotides. RefSeq names its product sugar porter family MFS transporter. Gene Ontology annotation, cellular component: membrane. Gene Ontology annotation, molecular function: carbohydrate:proton symporter activity. Bases 1 to 1584 code for a protein of 527 amino acids. Lineage: Eukaryota; Fungi; Ascomycota; Eurotiomycetes; Eurotiales; Aspergillaceae. The transcript is spliced from 3 exons. Gene Ontology annotation, biological process: carbohydrate transport; transmembrane transport. The record is from RefSeq and is a predicted model, not a curated record.